Molecule: messenger RNA, 1014 nt
Organism: Tricharina praecox
Lineage: Eukaryota; Fungi; Ascomycota; Pezizomycetes; Pezizales; Pyronemataceae
Exons: 8
Coding region: 1-1014 (337 amino acids)
Source: RefSeq, a predicted model, not a curated record
AUGCAGAUCAACUUGUGUAUCCUCCCGAUCCUCUCCACCAUCGCCGCGGUAGUUUCGGCUGCUCCUUCCGGCAUUCUUCCACGCUCCGGCAGCGUCUCGGCCACGUCCAUCAACACGGUCAACGAGCCCGCCGACAAAUACCACAUGAUCGAGUUCCCGCACUUCGAGAUCCCGGGCAUCGACGACGCUAUUACAAACCCGGAGCACAAACACGAUCCUGCGCCGGUCAUCUACCCAGACCCAUCCUGCAACAGCACCUUCAACUACUACACCUCGGCAGGUGAGAUCGGCAAGCUGGUCUGCGAGACCUCCUGGGCGUCUCCAACCUACGACGAGAUUGACUACGUCGUCUGGAAGGUCUCCAAGCAGAAGAAGAAUACCUGUGGCCAGGAAAAUCAUACGGGAAGCAAGUGCACGCGCUUGCAACGGUACAAGGGCGGCGAGCUCUCGCUGUGUGGCAGGGGGGGUUGGGCAAUCCCUUGCCCCGCGGUUGCGUGGGCCGGCAAGGAGAUUAGGAAUAGAUUUACUCUGAACGCUGAGGUUUUUCUCCCACCACGGAAGCGCUCUGUACUACGCGACCUUGAAUUGGGUGUUAUCGUGGUGAUUUCCGAUAUGUGCUGCGAGAACCUUGUGGAGGGUGUGAACAUGAGCACGCCGCGACUAGCUCAUAGUAGCAAAAAAUCAUUAACAACAAAACAACAGAUCGGCAACGUCGAAUUGUUGCUGCUGUCGGUUCCGGCGGAAUCAUCCACCGUCACGGAGGCUUCCGAUGUCUACGAAAUCCAGGGCGAGGCCGUCAAGUCUGCCAAUUGGGGGCGAAGGGAGAAUUCCAAGAAGGGCCGGAAGAAGCGUGGGGCGGAGAUCUCCAAGCGCGAGACACCUGGCAGCCUCAAUGACAUGCCUGACUCACACGGUUACCAGCACGGCACCCAGUACGACGACGAAUACUUUGCGCAACAAGUCUACGAUCAGUGUUUGAUUUCGGUUUACAAUGGGCGGCUAGAAAUUACAUGA